AUGAGGCAGAGUCUUGGGAGAGAGAAGGAGAAUGGUGAUGGCAAAACGGUUAAUAUGAGUGAUCAGAAGGGUGUUUUGGGAAGGUUAGAAGAAGUAGAGAAGCGAAUUGAGCCAAAGAUUCAUAGUCCUUUCCCAGGACGUGAGAGUUUGUUGAAGAAAGUUAUGAACAAGAGAAGGUCUCAAUGA
Eruca vesicaria subsp. sativa (arugula) is the source of this 186-nucleotide messenger RNA. The record is from the annotation of a GenBank genome assembly. NCBI's taxonomy places the organism in Eukaryota, Viridiplantae, Streptophyta, Magnoliopsida, Brassicales, Brassicaceae.